AUGGUGCCGCCGCUGACCAGGCUGUGGCCGCUGCUCCGCUGCGGGGCGGCGGGGGCGGCCGGAGGCGCUCGCGGCGCGGCCCGGGGGCUCGCGGGCACUGGGGGGGGCGCGGGCCCGAAGCUGGGAGCCCGGACGGCGGCGGCGGAGGCGGCGGCGGAGGCAGCGGCCGCCUCGGUGCUGGGUCCGCGCCGCUCCGCUCCCUGGUGUGUUGAUUCUUCCCCCAGCUGCUGUCUAAUGGAGUCCGGGCGCUGGCGUCACAGGAAAUGCCUAUACUGCCCUCCUCGCUCACUUCCGGCAGCAGGGAUCGCUGUGUCCUCCCAGGAUGAGUCUCUCAUGCUGGACCCUCUCUUUGUCCUGUCCCCCUCUGGAUGCUGGCAAUCUAGGAAGGUGCAGGAGGAAGCUUGCUCCCAGGAUCCAUAUCCCACAAGGGGUUGGCACUUCUUUCUCAGCAUCUGGAGAUGGCAGCCUGGGCCUGGACAGGAAGUGUGUGCUGAGUCAACUAGGAAGUGGCAAGAGCUGGUGUCCUGCUUACACAGAGCUCUGUCUACCCAGAACUGGAUGUUCCUCCUGAAACAGGAUGUUUUCUUAGUGCUUGGCACGGUGGCACAGCCCUUUAAUCCCAGCACUGUGGAGGCAGGUGGCUUUCUACAAGUUCAAGUCCACCCUGGUCUACAAACAGCAGAGGACUGCAGAGCUGAACAGGACAAAGCAGCUCUGGGGAGUGCUGGGGUCAGAAAGCCAACAAGAAGCUCCUCACUGUUGACCCUCCCACCAACGCCCACCCGCCCCUCUACGAUACCCCACCUAUGGGAGUGUGGAUGCAUUAACACAUUUUAAGAACAUGGUCAUAGGUAAGUCUUCUUUCUUUUCCUGCCCAUAGCCUGGAAACAGUGUGGCUUUGUGUGCUCACAGCCUACUUGCUGCACAUGUUCAGAGAGGGUGAGGCAUGUGAGGCCGAGGAUCAGUGCAGGCUCCCAGCGCCAGUUCUCACCGCCAUCCUGAAGGCUGGGCCACAGCAAGGCAGAGAUGCUGACUCUGCAGCAGCUAGCUCUUCAGGGAAGGAAAAACCUUAGAAAAGCAUCCAAAGACGAGGUCCUCAUCCCGGAACUGUGCUGUUUCAGAUCCUGCCUGCGUCUGAGCCUGCAAUCAGCAAGCCUGGUGGCUAGGUCUCUGCUCCCUCCUUACUUGCAGCCUCCCUGGGUCUCCCUGGGAGAUCAGGCACCUCCCUUAGCCAGCCCCCUCCCAGCUUCCUACUGCCACUCGGAACAGAACUUCCGCAGCUAUCAUGUGACCUUGAAGAUGGAAGUCACAUGCCAGAGAAGACAGAAGACAGAGACCCUGAUAACUUCAAAGAGCCAGCCAAAUAAUGCCUGUUUACUCCUGAUCCUGGUAAAAGUGAAGAGAGUAAAUCCUUGCAAAUAAACAACUAGAUUUUCUCCCUAUUGCAUGCAGUUGAACCUGAUUACAGCAGACAAUGCGGUAGCCGAGUGUUUCUCUGUUCUCCUCUACACUUGCAAAGGAGCAGAAAUAAUGACUUAUGACUGAAGUAUCUGCUGGAGCCUCCCUCUGGUGGAGCUCAGCCACGCACUGUAAAAUCUGUGUGUGCUAGCUUUCUUACAGUUACUGACUUUGAAGUCUUUUUUUAGGAGGGGAGUGGGGUGAAGCUGGACUUUCAGUGACUGUUUAACCAUGGGGACAGGAUGAAGAGGGUAGCUAAGGGUUCAUAGCUGGGAGACAGGCUGCUCUGACUGCCUUUGUGAAAUGCACAUUUGGAGUCUGCAAAGCCCUGGCGAGGAGCUCAGAGAAGCAGGGUGGGACCACACUCUUGGUUCAGUUUCCUAGCACAGCCUGGACGGCAAGAGGUGAAGGUAGAAUCACGUGGUCUCGAUCCUGGAGCCACCCUUUAAAAUUAGCUUUAUUGGGGUAUAACUGACAGGCAGGAAACUAUAAAUGCUUAAAAUAUAUAAUCUGACAUUUUUCCUUAUGUAUAUGGGGAAGUAUCGCUACAACCAAUGAAGUGUUCAUAACCAUUAAGUCACUUGUAGUCCAUCACCCUUCCCUUGGCAACUAAUGGACUGGCUGCCCUCUGUGACUAUGAAUUAACAUGCAUGUUCUUUUUUAAUUUUUUGAGAUUAUAAUUACAUCAUUUCCCCCUUUCCUUUCUUCCCUCCAAACCUCAUAUUCCCUGACCUUGAGAGUCUUUCAAAUUCACGGACUCCUUUUCUAUAAUCGUAGUUACAUACCAAGUGUGAGCCUGCUCAGUCUAAUAUUACUUUAUGUUUAUUAUGUUCUCUGGGUCAUUAUAGCAUCAUACAGAGUAGUCUGCUGCCCUGUUUAAAGGGUGGCUCCAGGAUCGAGACCACGUGAUUCUACCUUCACCUCUUGCCGUCCAGGCUGUGCUAGGAAACUGAACCAAGAGUGUGGUCCCACCCUGCUUCUCUGAGCUCCUCGCCAGGGCUUUGCAGACUCCAAAUGUGCAUUUCACAAAGGCAGUCAGAGCAGCCUGUCUCCCAGCUCUGAAUCUUUAUCCACCCUUUUCAUUGUGCCCGUGCUUAGCACAUUUGUCUGUCUGUUUUUGAGACAGGGUUUCACUAUGCCAUCCCUCUGGCCUGAGCCUAGCUGCGUAGUCCCAGCUGGCCUCGAACUCACAGAAAUCUGUCCUUUUCAGUUUCCCGAGUGCUGGGAUUAAAGGGUGUACCAACAUACCAGACCUGUGCUUAAUUUAUAAAGACACUUCUUAACUGUAAAGUGGCCAACCGUGCGAGGGCAUGGCUCCUCCUAAGUCCUUCUCACUUGCUGGCUGGCUUUCUGAGGUCCUAGGGGUCAGCAGCAGGCCUUCGGCAAGUGAAGUGUGAACUUACUGAGAGCUCACUGCCACUGAGCAACACUGGCAGCCUCCUCUGUGUUUAACAACAUUUGGGGCAACAAGACUUUUGAGUGUUAGUCAUGUGAUGCAGUUUAAUUUUUGCUUAUUUGCCACCUGAAUUGAAGUGUUAGAAGUAGAUGGUAAAAGGGAUUUUUUUGAAAAUCUGUGGUCCAUUUGUUUUCAAAUACAAGCCCUUCCUCAGGUAUUUCCUGCAUGAA
Molecule: messenger RNA, 3084 nt
Organism: Mus musculus (house mouse)
Lineage: Eukaryota; Metazoa; Chordata; Mammalia; Rodentia; Muridae
Product: predicted gene, 38664
Exons: 6
Coding region: 1-837 (278 amino acids)
Source: RefSeq, a predicted model, not a curated record